This is a messenger RNA of Paramuricea clavata, 4373 nucleotides long. The record is from the annotation of a GenBank genome assembly. Lineage: Eukaryota; Metazoa; Cnidaria; Anthozoa; Malacalcyonacea; Plexauridae.
AUGCAUCCUAAACACUUUGCACCUUACCAGUCUGCAUCGGAUUUCCCAAGUAAGAAGAGAAAAGGGUUUGAGAAGGCCCUGAAAGAAAUUGAAAUGGAUAGGUAUAUAUUGAUUUCCUGUUUGUUUUUGGACCAGGAACCGGUCCCCAAACGCUGCUUCACACUGGUUUUAUUGCUAGUUCAAAAGAAUAGCUUCAACUGACAUAGCUUCGACUGAAAAAUCUCAAUGGUUUUUAUAAAAAGACUAUAUGAUAACCGGUUAUACGGUAAUAAUGUGUCACCGGUAGUGUGUCACAGUGUUGUGUAUUGAAUGUCUGGACUUUCAGACGCAGAUUAGGACGACCCAAGCAAAUCAGCUUCAAAUCAAAAAGGCUUCAAAUUCUUUCGUGACAUCAACUUUUUUCAGGAAAGAAUAUGAGGAAAGAAGGAAAACUGAGGAAGUAGAAAACUCUCCUGAGAAACUCAAACAGGUACAUUUUCCUAUAUGCAUACCUUGAACUUUUUUUAUAUUCAUGGUGAAGAGCACGAUUGCAAGGGAAACUAUUUGUCUUGUCCUGAACGGUCGGUGUAUCGGGAACAGGCUCCCAGCCUCCCACUCGGUAUUACCAAGGCCGGUGAGAGGGCAGAAUGGCCAAGAGAGCUCGUGAGGCCCGGUGGAAAAGCUGUUUUGGAUCCUCAACCCACACAUAGGACCACUACCCUUAAGUUUUUUUUAUUUCCAACCUUUUCAUGCUACAUUUAUAGGAUAUUUAUAGCCCUCCGCAUCCUCCUUUUCUAUCGGAAAACUACAAGUAUUUUGCGUAAUAAUAUUUUAGACCGAGAACGCCUCUGUCAAUCCUCUCAUGGUGCUAAAUGAUUCUAUGGCCUCUCUUGAGAUGUGAGUAUAAAUUUAAGAUUUUGAAAUUAUGCGGCGUUACCAUGGUGACUAUGAUCGGAAAAUGGCGUCCAUAAGGACGGCUCCCAUAUUUAUCUACAGAAAUAGGAUUGCUCUGAUAAAAAUAUCACCAUUGGAUUGAGUGAUUUAAUGAAGAAAUAAAUCAAAAUUUUAUGUACAACACUUUUUAAAAUGAUUAAGUGUCGUCCUAACAUAAUAAUGAAUUACAUGAAUUGAUUACAUAUAAGGUAUAAGAGUACGUCUCGAUCACCUUCAUUCCCUCGCGUCAGCAAAGCGUGUGCAAAAGCAAAUCCUUCCGUCCUUGGUUUUCCUCCAUCGACUGGUUUUUAAAUUAAAAUCUUUUUAUGCAGUCAAAUUUCUUUCCUCUUUGUAAUUUAUUUGAUUUUUUAGUCUGUAACCAGCAUACUUAUUUAGGGUACAUGUAUUAGAGCAAUUCUGUAUAGUUGCUAAAGAUUUCAUGUAUUUAGAGAGUUUUAGUCCAUAUUCUGCAGUUUUCUGACAUCAGGUUUUUUCAGGAACGGAUGGGACGACGAAAUUGAAGAAAACCAGGUAUUUCCGAUUUUUACAGCUUGUUGUCGGUUAGUUAAGAAUGUGAAACCUUCCAUAAUUUUAGCCAAGGUCCAAGUAAGCGAGAUAAAGGUACCGAGAGGGGAGUCGAGAUAAACUUAUGGCUGAUUUCCAGUUACUUACAGUUAAGUUUUCCACGUACGUGCACGCACGUAUUUGAUGAAGAGAAUUUAGCAUUCCGCACCCACCGGACGAAAAAAUAGAUUUGCUCCAACUUUGCAACCCCCUGCAAAGGUGCCAUUGCCGUAAUCGCAUCAAAUUUGCUAUUGUGCAAAUUUUGUUCAAAUUUGGAAAGCAAAUUGGUAAAUAAAUUUUUACCCUCAUAUUGGUAAAUACAAUUCUCUUUUUUGAGAAGGAAUGGGCAUAGGAUAAAUUUGGCUCAAAUUACCUUUCAUUUGCACAAGUGAAUUUGUGGGCAUUUUCGUCCAUAAUUUGGUUUCUAAAUUUGCCAAAAUAUUUGCAACCUUGCAAAUUUGAUGCGAUUACGGCAAUGGCACCUUUGCACCGGGUUGCAAAGCCUAGUGCAAAUCUGUUUUUUCGCCCUGUGACCUUUUAGCAUGCUUUAACAGUUCUAUGUGUUAAAUAGGAGUUACUGAGAAGAGUUUAAACUUUUACGUGUGUGCACGUGAAAAACGCGUAACUGGAAAUCAGCCAUUAAUCCGGUCACAAAAACCUCUUUUUGGAAUAAAAUUAAUUUCUCGUCAGCUUAGUCAAUCAGAAUGACUUUUGUUCGUGGUAUUCCCCACGUUUUGUAAAGAAAGUUUUUGAACAAGUAAGUUAUUUAUAACUUACAAACUUUACCAUUUUACCAUGUCCAGCUUUGAGGAAGAUCAAAUAUUAUCAACUGCAACUGACAAUGUUAUCUGACAUAUAUUAAGUACAAGUAUAUAGGAAAGUCAAAGUUAUGUUAUAGAUAAAGUUACGUCAGAAGGCUAGAAGCGCUCAAUGAAUUAUGGUCUUUGUGGUCACGCAGAGAGAAAUCAUUCCAACAUGGCUUCUAUCGAAAGAUGCUGUUAUGAGGUUGUCAAAUCACUUUUAGAGGCCAUUCAAACCAACAAGACUCCAGUUAUUCUAAGAACGUUUGGACGAGCCUUUUUGGUUGUAUACCUGUCAAAGGCAGUGCGGUGGCGUACUUUCUUCGCCAAAUUUUACGAGUCGAAGUGGGGGUGCUGUAUUCUCGCGACUACCUGUAGUGUCGGACACUUGAUUCUUGAUUCUGACAAGUGUGGUUGGAUAAAAUCCUUGGAGAAACUCCUAAAUGUUGGAAUAUAAUCUCGUGAAAAAUAGCCAAACAAUGCCUGAUAAUGUAGCUCCAAUCAAGCUCAUCAAAACCUGAAAAAAGGAUAUAAUCUUUAUAGAUUGUGGAUACAAGUUUAUGUUAAAGCCGGUACUCUUCUACAAAUGUACAAUCCUGUGAAAUCCUGUGUUAAUGCUUCGACGACGAGCGUUAGUUAUCCUGUUUAUGUUCAUUUAACCCAACUACCAAGUGGAAUAUUCCAAAUGUUUUUGUACGCUAUCGACAGUAAAGGCAAGAGACUCUUUUGCCAUCUUGCAGAAACAAAUGGCGUACGAGAUUGACAUCAUUGUUUCAAUGCCGAUGAGCUUUUGGAGCCACAUCAGGCAUUGUUUUAUUUGUUUGUCUAUUUUUCACGAGAUUAUAUUCCAAAAUUUCAUGAAUAAACGCUGGAGGUUUCUCCAAGUAUUUUAUCCUAUCACUCUUGUCAGAUUAAAGACUAUUUGCACUAGUGUUCGACACUAGAGACUAUAGCGAGAAUACAGCACCCCCACUUCGCCUCGUAAAUUUCGGCGAAGAAACCACUCCACUGCAGUGACUUUGACAGUUAUACAACCGAAAAGGACUCGAGCACGAAUUCUUAGAAGAACUGGAGUCUUAGUUGGUUUGAAUAGCCUGUAAAAGACAUUUACAACCUGAAAGGAGAUCUUUCGAUACAAGCCAUUUUGAAAUUAUUUCUCUCAGCGUGACCACAAAGACCAUAAUUCACUGCGCGCGUCCGGCCUUCUGACGCCAUUAAGCAUAAGGUCUAUUAAACUGCUUUUUGAAAAGCCUUAUUAAUACAUAUACAGAUUUGGCUUACAGUAAGGGUCAAAGCAAAAUUUGAGGCAUUUCACUUUGCCCUGCUACUAGGGAGGUGGUCCACUAGGCAGGUGGUCCAACCCAGGUAGUCCAAGCUACCGCCUCAGGGCGUCUUGUUUUUUUUAAUAAAUCUAUCGGCGAUGUUCUAGGAUGUUCUUUUAUGCAAAGACCACUGAUAGACAUCGCCGAUUAAUUACGAUGAAAACCAGGCUUAACAAAAUUGUUUUCUGUUCAGGACCUUUCAAGAGAACCAGACGUAGACAAGUUGGCGUCGCGUGUGCAGGAGGUUCGCCAGGAAACUGACGGGGAGACAGACGAAGAUGAGGAUCGAGAUAAGGAUGGAGAGGAUGGGGAGACAGACGGAGAUGAGGAUGGGGAUGGAGAUGUGGGUAGAGAUCAGGAUGGGGUGAAAGGUGGAGAUGAGGAUCGAGAUAAGGAUGGAGAGGAUGGGGAGACAGACGGAGAUGAGGAUGGGGGUGGAGAUGUGGGUAGAGAUCAGGAUGGGGUGAAAGAUGGAGAUGAGGACGAAGUGGAUGGGGGGGAACACGUUUUUCUGCAGUUGUUGGUCAACGCCUAUGGUAAAAACCAAAUUCGCGGGCAGUAUCAAGGAGCAUUUAAAGGAAAAUUUAAAGGGAAGACAAUGGAAGAAUUGUCGUGGCGAGGUAUCAUUCGCUUGUGGUACCAAAAAAACGGAACGAUGGUGUGCGAAUGCGACGGAAAGAAAGCAAAGAACACGGACUGGGCGAUGAUAAGACAUAUUGAAAGAACUGCGCACGAUUUACAAACCGGCAUACCGUUUGUGUUCGUCAAACCAUAG